UUGUGCGGACAUGUAAAUCAAAUUGUGACGUCAAAUGAAAGAGAGGGGAUAAAUAUGUCCCAUCUAAAGCAAGCUUCGAUCAGAUGUUAUAAAUAAAGUUUUUGGAUAGCCAAGAAAUGGAAAUAUUCUAGAAUUUUGCGCUCAAAAGCAGUGUUUGUAUGAGAGAAGUAAGAAGUUCGUGAUUAUUAGUGCCAGCUGUGUAGAUUUGUAAACAUACGAAGACAAAGAGAAAGUCCUGGAGUGAUUGUUCUUUGUUUUUGUCCUGCCUAUAAUCAUCGUCCAUUUUGUGAAAGCCAGCAAAAUUUGCGUCGUAUCGAUAGUUGCUGUUUUUAAACGCAAAAUUCUUUAACUUGGUCUGUGAUAAAAGCAGAUAGAGUGACUCGAGUGUGUUAUCUAUUGAUUUUUUAAUAAAGACAAAAGACUUUGCAGUAAAAAUUAUUUUGCUCAAUAUGGCAAUGGCUACGAAGCACUCAGAGGGUGGAAGAAUAGUCGGCAUUACUUCUCGUGCUCUCAGGUAUCCCUCCAAGACUAACCAACAACAGGGUGUUCUUCAGAAGGGCACCCCAAGGCGAGGGGAAUCUUCCAUUCAAAGACUGAAUGCUAGUACAAGGGGGCACUCACCAAACGGAUCAAGCCCUCGCACAUCACCAGGUCUAGUGGCAGGACACUACGCCGGCUGUAAGUUCUCCGAGCCUCCGCUCCCUUCCGCUUUACCACUGCCGCCCAAGCAUUGGAUGCAGACAGCCAGACCAUCGAGGUUGACCUUCUAUCCUACGAUUCCCGUCGCUUCAGACCACAAGGACGUGGCGCAGCAGCUCAAGAUGCUGCUGAAGGUCCAAGCCUGACCAGUCGAGCAAAAAUCAUUGACGUCAAACAGACGAUCGCUGUAUCUAUUGUUGCGAUAGACCACUACAGCCGAUCGAUGAACAGUCUGUUUCCGUUGGACAAGCAGAGAAAAAAAUUAUGAAAAUCCGUGAACAAGAAUCGAGAGAAUUUGUGAUUAAUUUUUAAGAUGUAAUUGGUUAGCGAGUGAACACGACAAUAUUGAAUUUACUUCUAAAAAGGACUUGGUAGUGGCUUUCUAUUAAGUUCUUUGGAUGCGUCCAAAAUUACAGUUGCGUAAUGUGUCGGUGCCAUUGUAAACGUACAAAAAAGGAAAGAACUGUUGUUACCGUAUCGAUUUUAUUAGUUUUAGAGUGAUUUUUUUCUUCUCAGAGAAAAUGGACUGUCUGGUAUAGCGUACAGCCUUUCUUUCACCCAAUACAACUCUCCUUUAUGCUAUUUGAUAGUUCAAAGAUCAGAAAUAUUAUUAAUUAUGAUAUUUAAGUAACUAAUACAUUUUGUGGUAAAGUCUAGUGUGUAGAAGAGUCCAGAUACAAAUGAGGUAACAUUUUGACUACGAGGUAAAACCAGCUGUAUAAAAUUUUAUAACUUCCAAAUCUUAAGAUUUUUUGGCUAUAACAUUGCUUGUGUUGUAAUUCCGAACACAGCCUGACUUAAAGUUAUUUUUACUUUGAUCACACUUUCAGUACUAGCUCUCUAAAACUACAAAUCCUUGAAAAAUAAAAACUUUAAUUGAUGUUUGUAGACCAAAGAUUGAUUGCGUGCCUAAUGGCUUAUCUAUUUAAUAUUUAGGACCAAACAUUGAUCUUAAUAAUUAUAUAUAGACAAUUUUGUAUAUUUUUAGACUUACUGCUGAUGUUUACUUCAAUUCUAUCUUAUUCGUACCUAAAAACUUUUCUAGACCUUAGACUUUGAUCAGUAAUUUUAUAGGUUCAUUGUAGACAGAUCUGUGUGUCAAAAAAAUCGAAAUAUCUUUCAAAUAGUUUUUGGUAAGGUAAAAAUUUAUACUAAAGUUCUAAAUUAUAGACCAGCAUACGUUUCUAAUUGACCAUAUACAACCAGUGGAAUCCAUAUAAUUAUAGGUAAGUUUUAUUACAUUCUGUAGUUUGGAUAUUUCACAUGUUUUUUUUAUUAGAUAUUUAUCACCAUUAUAUUCAUAUUUACAUUCUUGUUGUCUUACAGAUUCAAAAUCGCAUAUCUUUUAUAAUUUGAUUUUUUUAUUACUGUAACCUUUGCUCCCUCCUGUCUCCUUUUGUCAUAUUUAGCAAGCUUCGCAUCAUAUGGGAGAUAUAUGAUCAAUUUGAAGCUAAGAUACAUUGCUUCACGUUUCUCUUUGUGCUUUUUUUACUGGACUCACGCUUUUAGAUGUCACAAUGCAUAAUCUGUAUAUCACUUGUCAGCUGUCAUUUGUCAGUCGAAGAUUGACAGUUGACAGCUAACGAGGACUUUGCUGAUGUUUAGUUUUGUAGCAUUCCCAGUGAUAUAUAAAAUGUUUGAACUAAAGAUUAGCUUUUCAUAUUAUUUCCAGAUCUGUCUACAAUAAUUUUAACGUAAAAGAAAACCGUACUAUUUGAGUUACGAAGUAGAAUUCAUCACUUUUCUUUAUCAAACCAGUAUUUAUCCUCAAAAACUCUAUAUAUACGAUCAGAAAAGUGGUAAAUUUCUAUUGCAUGAUGACUUUUUUUCUUGUGAUCUAAUUUUAGUGAUGGUUGCUUAAAUUGAACACUCUUGUGCAAUUUCUCCCUUUUGUUAUGAUAUUUCUGUAGUGACGUAAUCGAAUGGAGACGCUCAAAGUACUUUAUUAGCUUGAGUAUGAAGUCGCUAUCAAAGAAGGACACUUUUUAUCUCUAAAAUUUUUUAUAUGAGAUGCAAAAUAUGAAAAAAAAUGCUCUCUAUAUAUGUUAUACAAUGUUUUUAAUCUAAUAGAAAAAGCCUUACUUGCUUUGGUGUUGUAAAAAAAUCUAAAAAAAAAUAUUUAAAAAAUGCUGGUAAGGUUUUUUUUGUGGAUUUAAAAUUUUUUGAUUUUGUUGUGAACAAAUAAUGUUAAGUAUAUCUAGAGUGUUGAAGAUUGCCAGAUAAUCUUAAGAAAUUGACAUAUUUUGAAAAUUUUUAUAUAUAUCUGGGAAUUAAGCACUUUUUAUUACUUAUUCGAGAUAUGAGUGAUGAUCUAAAAUCUAAAGAACUAUGGACUUGGUUGAACUAUGGUUUUAAGAAUCGAAUAUUUUACUACACAGACCGUAUUGUUUUACAGAAGUAUGUUGUAGAUAUAACACAGAUUAUUAUUGAAUUCAAAGAGUUGUAUUGGUGAUUCAAAAAUCGUGCACAAAAUGUCAAUUUCACAAGGAAUUCCGAAUAUGUCAAGUGUCCAAACUGUACAGUUUGGACUACACUUAGAAAAGAUCAGAAAAAUCAUUUUACCUCCGUAUGGCUUUAAAAGAAAGUAAAAAAGGUUCUUUUAAAGAAUCUGUUGGAGGAGUAUUGUCCAUGUACCUGUUAUUUUUUAAUUCCUAUCGAGUAUAAUUGAAUCAAUUAACAAUUUUAAGGACUUCGUUGUGACUGGAUGUUGUAAAGUCGGCACAAUGUACCAUUUGUGAUAUUCUUAAUAAUAUUUAAAGGAAUUCCUUGGCGUUGGCCAAUAAGAUUUGUACAAUUAUGUGCCCCACACUUGUCUAUUUCCUAUAAUUGAAAAGUAAGAGGCCCUGUAACGUGUUGGUUCUAAUAAAAAUAAAAAUUAAUGAUGAUGAUUGUCCUGUUCAGCCGCGCUGUGAUAAUAAAAAGUCUGCGUCCGAAAUGGCGCAGUCAAUAGCAUAUAGAACAUAGUUUUAACUUUCAACUUAGUCUCUUUCUCAAUGUGAUUUUGUACAACUGUUAAAAAAUUGUAAGAGUAUAAAUUUUAAGUUUUUUUGUAAUUUUUGAGCAGCUAAUGCUCUUUAGGAGGUGAGUGUGUGAUAAUACGGAAGGGAUAACGUAGCACCGUCCUUUUUAAACGACCUAUAUGCUAUACGCUAUUUUGUUUGCUUUUUUCCUUGAUUUUUUUGUUCAAUAGUUUUUGUUGGCUCCGUAAUCUAAUCGUUGUGGGUAAAUUUUUGAUUUUGGCAGUUAUUUUGCAACAUGUUUUGUUAGUUUUAAUUGUGUUUCAAUUGAUUUUUGUACAAAAGCAUUCAAUUUAUUUUGUCGAAAAUAUGUUGGUAACACUGUGUGUCAGUGUAAUUUUUAGUAUAUAUAGCUUUUUUUUUAAAUUAGGUUGUAGGAGUAAUUCAAAGAAAAUAUUCAAUGGUUUUAUUAGUUUUUCUUUUAAAAUUUGGUUUUUGUUUUACAAACUAACUGCACUAUUUAAAAAUUUGUCAUUAAAGAAAAAUUUCGUAUAGCUUGGCUAUAAUUUUUAUUUCUCGAUAGUUUCCUUGAUGUUCGACGCUGAUUUAAUCAUCAGCAGUACUGAUUUUUUAUUGAACAUCAUAGAAAUGCCAUGAGGAGAUUCUUUUCCAGUAAUUUCCAUAUGCAGGACAGUGUUAUGUUAUCAGUUUGAGAGUUUAUUGAAUUAUUAUUGAAAUCGUCAAUUAAAAGGCGAAUAUUUUUGUUAAGGCAGUACAAAUGUAUAUAUAAUCACGAUAGCAUCUAAGUUAGGGAUAAGUCAAAGAAAAGCUUUAAUGAGUCUUCGACCUGACGUCGGGCAUUUCCAAUCUUUUACAUUUUUCUAAAGGAGGUCGGAAAACGGCGCUCAGAUCCUGGAUUCUGAGAUUUAACUCAUCAUUCAAUAUUGUAUUAUUGACAUUUCUGAAGAAAAUCGUUGGUGGUUGUCGAAGAAAGAAUCACUUUUAAAAUUUUUCACUAAAGCACAAAUUUGCACCUUACAAGCUUCCAGUAUUGCUUAUUGUCAUCGAAAAAACCAGGUUUUGAGUCAAUAUUUUCAAGAAAAAUCGAAGUAACGGGAUAGCAACUUUUUUUUGUUAAAAAUGUAUUUAAAAAAUGAAAAUGUCCGGAAGUCUACUGAAUAUUAAAAUUUGGUAUUUUUGACAGUUAUGUUAAAUAUUACAUUUCAGCUGAAGAAUACUUUCAAACGCUUUAUAGAUAUCAACGAUUAAUGCCAAGAAUAAUAUUAAAAUGAGUAAAUACGAGAAUUUGGUGUCAGGUAAAUGCCACAAUUAGUGGUUUCAAUUAAACCAAGCCAAGGCUUGAAACGCAUAAGAAAUUCGAUGAGAAAAUCAAAUAUCAUCUUAUUCUGCCAGAAAAAUUGAAAUAGAGUAGUUCAAGAAUCAUUGAACUAUUUCAUUAUUGUCUAUAAACCUGGAUAUUGAGUAUCCAGAAAUGGACACAUUUGCCAAUGAUUUUGUUAAAAAUUUUUGCAAUGUUUUAAAAUUUUGUGUAAACUGCACAUUGUCAAAUCUUUAAUCAGAAGCAAAAAUAAAAUUGGAAAACAUUGAUGUAAAAAACGGACGGAGAUUCUUUCAAAACAAUUGGUAAGGUGUCGAAGUGAUAGAAAAAGACACACACUAUAGUAACAAAUACUUUUCAUAUAAAAGAUAUUAUUCUUCCGCAAAUUGUUGUUUUUUAUGAAGUCUUUUUUUUUUAUAAAACCUUGAUUGGAUUAAACUUUCAAAAACUCUAAAAUAUAAUAAUUUAAUACAAGGUAUAAUUUUGCUCUAAUGCUCGGAAAUCGUUAUAGAAAUAAUACAUAUCAAAUUAAAUAGAUGUUGGAGAUGUAACACUGUAUCGAAAGCAUUUUCUUAAUUAACAAAUCCUUGCUUUUGGUUAUCUUUAUCACGUUUGGAUUUGAUCUUGAAUCAAAACUGAUUCCAAGAUUAUAUUCGGUGUAAAAUGCCAAUAUUCAUUGAUGAGAAUGUUAAAGUCAUUCUGUAACAUUAUAAACGUCAUAUAUUUAUUUUUUUAACAAUUUCAAAUAACAUCGGCGCCCAACAUGGGGCUCAACGUGCCCAUGUUGAGCGCCAAUGUGUAACAAUAUUGGUUAUACAUACGGUAGUCCGGUCGCCAGGGGGGGUACAACGGCCUCCUGUAUUCAGAUGGACUUACCCAAGAUUUUUUUAUGUAUUUUGACCUGUAGAACACGAAUUUUUUGGGUAACAGUUGAUCCGGAUGUCGAUAAGAUUGUUAUAAACCAAGAAGUUGA
Messenger RNA from Diabrotica virgifera virgifera (western corn rootworm), 5968 nucleotides. RefSeq names its product proline-rich nuclear receptor coactivator 2-like. NCBI's taxonomy places the organism in Eukaryota, Metazoa, Arthropoda, Insecta, Coleoptera, Chrysomelidae. The coding region runs from base 450 to 845 and encodes 131 amino acids. The transcript is spliced from 2 exons. Gene Ontology annotation, cellular component: nucleus. The record is from RefSeq and is a predicted model, not a curated record.